Molecule: messenger RNA, 1662 nt
Organism: Cokeromyces recurvatus
Lineage: Eukaryota; Fungi; Mucoromycota; Mucoromycetes; Mucorales; Mucoraceae
Exons: 4
Coding region: 29-1555 (508 amino acids)
Molecular function (GO): LPPG:FO 2-phospho-L-lactate transferase activity
Source: RefSeq, a predicted model, not a curated record
UUUUUUUUGUUUUUCUUAAAUCAUAAACAUGACAUCAGAACCUUCAUUCGUUGUAUUUUCAGGUGGAUCUGCCUGCAAUCAUAUUGUUAAUGCAUUUCAAGCAAUUACACCUAGUGUUUGUUAUGCGUUAGGUAUUUCUGACAAUGGCGGUUCAACUAGUGAAUUAUUGAGGGUUUUAGGUGGACCUAGUAUUGGCGAUUUAAGAUCAAGACUUACACGUUUAAUUAAUAUUGAUGGACAUAAUGUAGAAGAACAAUCAGCUAUUAAAGAAUUACUCAGUUAUCGCUUAUCUUCGAUGGGUGAUGAGCAUGCCGUUCGUGAUGAAUGGUCCUUAAUUGUUGAGGGACGACACAAAUUAUGGGAAAAGAUCCCUAUUGAGAAAAAGGAGACGAUCAGGGGCUUUUUAGUCUUGUUUAACUUUGAAAUAUUAAAAAGAGCUCAUAAACAUUUCAAUUUUUGCCAUGGGUCGAUUGGUAACUUUUUUUUAACAGGCGCACGCUUGUUUUUUGGUUCACUUGAAGCGGCUAUUUUUCUUUUCUCAUCGAUUACUGCUAUUCGAGAACCUACGUAUGUUUUACCAAUCAUUAAUACGAAUCAUACAGCGGCUAUUGCUGCAUUAUUAGAGGAUGGACAGAUAUUACAUGGUCAAUGUGAAAUUAGUCAUCCAGGGCAAAAGAAGGUAGAUACGAGAUCUAUGAAUCCUAUUGAUGCCUUUUCUAGACUAGCGUUGCCAAAUUCACCAUUGUUAGAUAACGAUGAUGUAAUGAAUGGCAACUUAAUCUUUAGUAAAACAACAGAAGAGAAAUUACCAGCACCCAUAUCACGUAUCUAUUAUAUAAAUGAAUAUGGUCAGGAGAUUUAUCCAUUACCCAAUCCAAAGAUUCUAGAUCAUUUAAAGAAUCGUACAGAACUUGUUUAUUCUAUUGGUUCCCUUUAUACUUCCAUCUUACCUUGCUUAAUAUUACGAAAGGUUGGAUAUGCUAUCUCUCAUUCACCUUCAUUACACCAUAAAAUCCUUAUCCUGAAUGGUUCCACAGAUCGUGAAACAGACGGUUACACUGCCCUUGAUUUUAUAAGAACAAUUACAGAUGCAUUGAAUGAAAGUCAGCUGAUUGAUGCACGUCGUCAAUUUUAUGAUACGCAUAUUGAAGAGGACGCGUUAUGUCAAAAUGGCCAUUUAUCAAAUGACUCUUAUCGCAGACCAGUCGCUGAUUUUAAUUCCAAACGUUGGCCACUAACGCCAUCCCUUGGUCAACUUCAAAUAUCCCGAGCACCUAGCAUCGUUGGCGGUCAAGAGGAAGGUUAUCCCUCGAAUGGUUAUUUUAAUUUUUCGCAGUCUUUCGAUAUCCCUUCUGAAUUGAUUCCUGAUCAGCCUCCAUCGACCUAUAUUACUCAUUUAAUUUACCUUUCAAAUUCACUUAUUCCUGUAGACGUGGAAGCUAUUGAAUCCUUAGGUAUCCAAUGUAUGGUGGUGGAAGCAGAUCCAACAAGUGAAGAACCUAAAUAUAAUUCUGCAUCACUCCAAGCUGCACUUGAAAGAAUUAUAAAAACAUAACAAGGUAUUGGAAACAUAUACAAAAUAUAGAAGAAGAAUAUGAUGAAUAGCAAAACACAUUAUUUAUAAUAAAAAGAAUAUCGAUAUAACACUUUUAUGUAAUAAAC